Arctia plantaginis is the source of this 213-nucleotide messenger RNA. Lineage: Eukaryota; Metazoa; Arthropoda; Insecta; Lepidoptera; Erebidae. The record is from the annotation of a GenBank genome assembly.
AUGACGAAGAAAUCUUACACAGCGGCGCCAUCUCGCUUGAACCACAUAUCUGCAUCCUCGUCAUCGCCCACGAAACCGCUGGGGGCACGGGGAAGUUUAAAAUACCUCGGCGUCGAGGAUUUGUGUCUGUUAGCUGAAUUGAAAACCUUGAGUCCCUGUCAACUGCAAUCCAUUGAGAUUUUUAUAUUAUUGUUAAACUUGAGAAGAAUUUGA